Sitodiplosis mosellana (orange wheat blossom midge) is the source of this 1399-nucleotide messenger RNA. RefSeq lists its product as uncharacterized. The transcript is spliced from 4 exons. The record is from RefSeq and is a predicted model, not a curated record. Bases 145 to 1251 code for a protein of 368 amino acids. Lineage: Eukaryota; Metazoa; Arthropoda; Insecta; Diptera; Cecidomyiidae.
UUGCGGCUGCACGUAGCAACACACGCCACUGUAUUAUACAGUAUGCGUCGUCGAUAUGCUCGGAUAUAUCCGUGCCUUACGAAAUGCUGAGAUGCUCAGCAAUCUUAAAACACAUGUUUGUAAGUAAAAUUUCGAAAUAGCAAAAUGUCCGCAAAAACAACCGAAUUGACAACAGCGCAAACACAAAAUACAGCAGAAAUUAAAGCUUUAACUCCGGAAUGGCUGACCAAAGAGUUUUUGAAAGAACAUUUUCGAAAUUAUUACAAGAAUCCCGAGCUAGAAAUUAUCAAGUUUGAGGCAAAACAUGUGUCAGCAAACGGUGAAAGUUUUCUUAGCUCAAUGUAUCGCGUGAAAGUCAAAUUUACGAAUUCUCUAGAAGAUUCAAACGAUAAGCAGGAAUCAAUUGCCCAUUUAAUUAUCAAAGUAGCGUUUUCGGAUGAAGAUGCACUUGAUGUAGAGCUUCAACAAAAUAUGUACGACAAAGAAAUCGAAUUCUAUGGGACAAUUGCUCCGCAAAUAAAUAAAAAAUUGCAAGAACUCGGUGAACCCCAACUGGUUGCUGAGUGCUUUGGUGUGUGCAAAACAAGACGAAUCAUAAUUUUGGAAGAUUUAGCAGUGAAAUCAUAUGAAACACAGUCAAUCCAACGGGGUUACAAUAUUCAAGAGGCAAAAGUAAUUCUGAAGAGAUUGGCCACAUUCCACGCUAUUUGCGCUGCAUUACAAGAUGAACAAUCGGAUAUUUUUGCCAAUAUCAAAAGUGGUCAUUUUACGCGUGAUAUGGAUACCUUUAACAAUAUUUAUGUUGGCAAUUUAGAAGUGAUUAUUGAGGUUAUUUCCAAUUGGCCCAAUUUCACCGUUUAUGCAGAGAAAUUGCGACGACUUCAGAACGAUUUGAUUGAAAGAUUGCGACAACCAUAUGAUGUUAAACCAAAUCAGUUCAAUACAUUGAAUCACGACGAUCUUUGGUGUCCCAAUUUAAUGCUUCAGUUCGAGAAUGAAUCCAUUGAAAAUGUGGUUUUCAUCGAUUUUCAAUUCGCUUACUGGGGAUCAUCUGCAACGGAUCUACACUAUUUAUUAGCAUCUUCGAUAUGCAAAUCACUUCGACCCCAUUGUUUUGAUGAAUUGACCAAAUUCUAUUACGGACAUUUGAUUGGCAUUCUUACCAAGCUAAAAUAUCAACAACACAUUCCUACAUGGUCCGAAUUUCAAGAGCAAUAUCAUCAAAGGCAUUUCAUAGCUUUUGCAGUGUAGUGCAUGAUGUUACCGAUUUUAGCCUAUAAUACUGAAAAUUUAGGCAUGGAAGAGCUCGUAAAGAACGAUGACAUCGGUAUGGCAUCAAAACGUAGACUAUUUCAGAGUGAACCAGUUCAAGAAAAUCUACGGCAACUCAUUCCAUAUU